AGUUAUGUAGAUUGCAACGAUCUGUUCGUUGAGAUGGGAUGAAAGCAGCAGUUCCAAUUUGUAUGAAUGACGAGGUUACUGUCCACAACCUUCCGAUCCAUCAAACCACAUUCUCAGCUUCCAAAAUCACCUUCAACAAGACUUCCAUCUUCAUCGCCAUCAUCAUCAAACUCCAAUCCCUCGCCGUCGGUGGCCUCAAAGCAACCUAAUUGGUCGGUGUAUCUAAUCUUAUCGACUAAUCCACCGAUCAAAACUUACGUUGGCGUCACCACCAAUUUUUCUCGCCGCUUGAAACAACAUAAUGGUGAAUUAAAAGGUGGUGCAAAAGCAUCACAAGCUGGAAGACCUUGGAUUUGUGCAUGCCUUAUUCAAGGUUUUGAGAGUAAAAGUGAAGCAUGCAAGUUUGAGUUUAGAUGGAAGAACAUAUCACGUAAAAUGGGGCGUAAAAGGAACUUAAAGGAUGAGGGAGGGCUUCAUUUGUUGCAACAUAGAAAUGCAGCAUUAGAGAAGGUGAAAGUUUUUCGAUCUGAAUCAAGGAACACUACUAGAGACUUCACCCUUCAUCAAACAGAGUUUGUUUAUGGUGUCACUGGUGCCAGAGUUAAAAGGCUACAUCAGCCGGUCACCGAUCCUCAUGAACGAAGAACACAUCCUCCAAACCACCACUGGCAAGUGGUCGGUCCUCACGUCCUCACCCCUUCACUCGCUUAUUGA
Lactuca saligna is the source of this 714-nucleotide messenger RNA. Lineage: Eukaryota; Viridiplantae; Streptophyta; Magnoliopsida; Asterales; Asteraceae. The record is from the annotation of a GenBank genome assembly.